Molecule: messenger RNA, 7975 nt
Organism: Camelus dromedarius (Arabian camel)
Lineage: Eukaryota; Metazoa; Chordata; Mammalia; Artiodactyla; Camelidae
Gene: SH3PXD2B
Product: SH3 and PX domains 2B
Exons: 13
Coding region: 133-2907 (924 amino acids)
Biological process (GO): superoxide anion generation
Cellular component (GO): cytoplasm
Molecular function (GO): protein binding; phosphatidylinositol binding; superoxide-generating NADPH oxidase activator activity
Source: RefSeq, a predicted model, not a curated record
CGUGCUCGGCCCGGGCUCCGGAUUGCGCUCGGCCCCCGGCUCGCGCUCGGCCCCCGGCUCGCGGCCCGCGGCGGCGCGCCCCCUGCACCCCGCGCCCCCCGCAGCCGCACUCGGCCCCGCGGAGGAGCGGCCAUGCCGCCCCGGCGCAGCAUCGUGGAGGUGAAGGUGCUGGACGUGCAGAAGCGGCGGGUGCCCAACAAGCAUUAUGUCUAUAUCAUCAGGGUCACGUGGUCCAGCGGCAGCACCGAGGCCAUUUAUCGGCGUUACAGCAAGUUCUUCGACCUCCAGAUGCAGAUGUUGGACAAAUUUCCCAUGGAAGGCGGACAGAAGGAUCCCAAACAGCGGAUCAUUCCCUUUCUCCCGGGCAAAAUUCUCUUCCGACGGAGCCACAUCCGCGACGUGGCCGUCAAACGCCUGAUACCAAUCGAUGAAUACUGUAAGGCCCUGAUCCAGCUGCCCCCCUAUAUCUCCCAGUGCGAUGAGGUGCUGCAGUUCUUUGAGACAAGACCUGAGGACCUGAAUCCCCCCAAAGAGGAGCAUGUCGGGAAAAAGAAAUCUGGGGGUGACCUGACCUCAGUGGACCCCAUGGUCCUGGAACAGUAUGUGGUGGUGGCGAACUACCAGAAGCAGGAGAGCUCGGAGAUCAGCCUCAGCGUGGGGCAGGUGGUGGACAUCAUUGAGAAGAACGAGUCAGGGUGGUGGUUCGUCAGCACAGCGGAAGAGCAAGGUUGGGUCCCCGCGACCUGCCUCGAAGGGCAGGAUGGUGUGCAGGAUGAGUUCUCCCUCCAGCCUGAAGAAGAGGAGAAGUACACAGUCAUCUACCCAUACACAGCCCGUGACCAAGAUGAAAUGAAUCUGGAGAGAGGCGCCAUGGUGGAGGUCAUCCAGAAAAACCUGGAAGGCUGGUGGAAGAUCAGGCACCAGGGCAAAGAGGGCUGGGCCCCAGCCUCCUACCUGAAGAAGAGCAGCGGGGAGCCCUUACCCCCGAAGCUGGGCCCCGGCUCCCCUGCGCACGCGGGCGUCCUCGAGCUGGACGGAGUCUCCCGGCAGCAGAACUCGGUGGGCCGGGAGAAGGAGCUGCUCAACAAUCAGAGGUUCGACGGCCGCUUUGACAGCCGCCCGGCGCCCGACGCUGACAUCAAACAGAGAUCCCCUAAGAUGCGGCAGAGACCCCCUCCUCGCCGGGAUAUGACCAUACCCCGAGGCCUCAACCUGCCUAAGCCUCCCAUCCCGCCCCAAGUGGAGGAGGAGUACUACACCAUUGCCGAGUUCCAGACAACCAUCCCCGAUGGCAUCAGCUUCCAGGCGGGCCUGAAGGUCGAGGUGAUCGAGAAGAACUUGAGUGGCUGGUGGUACAUUCAGAUUGAAGAUAAGGAAGGCUGGGCCCCGGCGACCUUCAUUGACAAGUACAAGAAGACGAGCAAUGCCUCGAGACCCAACUUCCUGGCUCCCUUGCCCAACGAGGUGGCGCAGCUCCGGCUGGGGGACGCAUCAGCGAUGGAGAACAGCACGGGCAGUGAAGCCGUCGGCCCCUCCCGGCCCCUGCCCGAUGCCCCGCAUGGUGCUGUGGACUCAGGGAUGCCGUGGUCCAAAGACUGGAAGGGCGGUAAGGAGGUCCUGAGGAAGGCAUCUUCAGACAUGUCCUCUUGCGCAGGCUACGAGGAGAUCUCGGACCCCGACCCAGAGGAGAAGCCCAGCCUCCCUCCCCGGAAAGAAUCCAUCAUCAAGUCGGAAGGGGAGCUGCAGGAGCGGGAGCGGCAGAGGAUGGAGCAGCUCAGGGGCUCUUCGCCCAAGCCUCCCGGCAUGAUCUUGCCAAUGAUUCCAGCCAAGCACGCCCCGCCGGCCCGGGACGGCAGGAAGCCAGAGCCCAAAGCUGACAAGAGCAAGUUGUUCCAGCUGAAAAAUGAGAUGGGGCUGGAAUGUGGCCACAAAGUAUUGGCCAAGGAAGUGAAGAAGCCCAACCUCCGACCUAUCUCCAAAUCCAAAGCUGACCCACCGGAGGAGAAGCCGGAAGCCAUCCCCCAGAACCCCUUCUUGAAGUCCAAACCUCAGGUUAGGCCAAAACCAGCUCCUUCCCCCAGGACAGAGCCACCUCAGGGCGAAGACCAAGUGGACAUCUGUAACCUCAGGAGCAAGCUCAGGCCUGCCAAGUCCCAAGAGAAACCCUUGCUGGAUGGAGAGAGUAGCCACCAGGCUGUGGGAGGCCAGGACGGGGCCUUCAGCCGUAGCUUCCUCCCAGGGGAGGGGCCCGGCCGCGCCCAGGACAGGACAGGCAAACAGGAUGGGCUCAGCCCGAAGGAGGUGUCCUGCAGAGCUCCUCCGAGGCCAGCCAAGACCGCAGAGCCUGUGCCUAAGAAUGUGCCGGUCCCCCUCCAAGAGGCUUCCCAGCAGAGACCCGUGGUCCCACCUCGCAGACCACCACCCCCCAAGAAAACCUUGUCGUCCAGGCCCCCUCCAGAGGUCAGAGGGCUCCCUCCAGAGGUCAGAGGGCCCCCUCCAGAGGUCAGAGGGCCACAGCGGGAGACCAACGAAGGCAAGGCAGCUCCUGCCCCAGGCCGGGCCCUGCUUGUCCCUCCAAAAGCCAAACCUUUUCUCCUCAACUCCUCAGGGGGCCAAGAUGACAUGCGAGGCAAAGGUGGGCCGGGGCCACGGAUGACGGGCAAGAUGGGAGAAAACAAGGAGAGAGUGGCUGCCGCCCCCUUCCCCGACGCCGACGGCCCGAAGGACUCUUUGUACGUGGCCGUGGCCAACUUUGAAGGGGACGAUGACACCAGCAGUUUCCAGGAGGGGACGGUGUUCGAGGUCCGGGAAAAGAACAGCAGCGGCUGGUGGUUCUGCCAGGUCCAGAGCGGGGCCCCCUCCUGGGAAGGGUGGAUUCCUUCCAACUAUCUCAGAAAGAAGCCGUAGCCUCCUCUCGCCCUGCCUGGAGGUCCUGCGUGUCCCUGCCGGCUUUACCCACGUAUUUAAUAUGCCUCUUAACUUAUCAUCCUCCACGCAGCUUCAAAGUAUGGAAGACUGGAAUACUGUGGUUGCUUCCCUCCCCUGGGUGGAGAGUGAUCCUUCCCAUCACAGCAUCUGCUGGAGGCUCAGAGGCCACACCCCUUUCUGUUUACUCAGCAUCUCUGCCUUAAGGCUAGUGGCGUUGCCACCCAGCAGCGGGACCAUUUCUCUCCAAGGCCUCCAGGACUAGAACCCACCAUCUGGAGAAACUACAGAAAGGGUCUCUUGUUGUUUGGAUCAGGCAGAGUACGAGGAAGUCCCCCCCAGCACCCCACCCAGUCCAUUGAUGUCCAGAGACUUGAUUCCCUCCAUUUCCAAAAUGCCUGGUCCCCAAAAGAACUUCAUCCUGUAGAAGUCGGCUCCACUGCCGAUCCCAGGGAGGUGUCCUCUUCCCCGAGGCCUCAGGCCCAUGGGCCUCUCAGGUUCAGCCAGAUGCAGCUGCCCCAGGAGUGGGCCUGGUGGUUCACGCAACCAUCCUGCCUCCCAUCUUCUGUGCUGGGACACUGGUCAAAAGGAGUGGUUCCAGCUCCAAGCAUGCCUCACUUCCCUGCUGCAGGCUCUGGUCCAGCCCAGGGCUUUUAAACGAGAAUCCCCAGCCCACCUUGAGGGGGCCUUUCACUUCUGCCCACCUAAAGCAAGAAUCUCAGUGUUUAAAUGAGGGGACCAUUCACAAGCCACGCCCCUUGUGAGCUCCCCUUUGCUGAGUAGCUAGUAGAUGCCAAACACUGUACUUGGCACUUCACAUUCGUGUCGAACCCUCACAACAACCCUUUCAUAAUGUUGUACCUGUUUUAUAUCUGAGGAAACUCGGGCUCAAGGCACACUAGCUGGGAAGAGGAGGAAAGGGGAUUUGAAUUCAGGCUGGCCUGACUUCCAUGCCUGUGCCCUCCCCCCUUAAGAGGCAAGCCAGGCAGGGGAGAGGGAGACGCUGGCUGGCUGGCUGCCAGGAGCAAGUAGCAAACUGGCUUCCCUGGGGUGUGCGUGAGGGGGCCUCGGGGCUGCUCCCCCACCCCCCACCCCUCCGACUCAUCGUAGCAUCUACUGAAGGCUGCCCUGGACCCUGUAUGGCUGCUCCAUGCAGGGGGAUGCCCGGGGCCCUGUUUCCUGCUCCUGUGCUGGUGCCCCUGGGGGAGAGAGCUGAUGGAGCAGAGGGAACCGACGUGGUCUCACGUGCCAGCCUCGAGGGGCUCUGGUGGCUCAAGGGCCAGCAGCUGGAUCUCCAGCAAACUGAGCUACAUAGUAAGCAGUAGCCCUGUGAGGCACUGGGGACCCAAGGGCCAGGCAGACCCCUCCUGUCCCUCUGCUGCUGCCUCCUGCCCCCUCCGGCACUAGAAGAGUGAUUUUCUUUUCCUUUUUUUUUUUUUUCCUUUCCCCAUGCAUUCUCCCGUUCCGUGAUCUCACUGGAAGGAACCCAGGGCAGCCCUUGCCCCCAUUUUGACAGCUGUGGUUCACUGAGGCACAGCCACACUGCAGAACGAGGAUCAGGACCCAGGGCUUCUGGCUCCCAGCCCAGAGCUCUUGCCUGUGGACCAGGCUGCCUGGGCGGGGGUCAGGGUGAGAGGGCAGCACCCCACCCGACCCUGCCCUGCAGGACAAGAGGAAGUGGUGCUGUCCUGCCCCUGAGAUCUCUGGUGCAGAGUGUUCACCUGCUGCCCUGCUUCUGGAACCACCAGGCUGGCUUUCCUGGGGAUGCCCACUGUCUGCCUGCAGUGCCAAAGAUUUCUUUCUGUGCCAACAGUCCUCUUCUGCUCUCCCUUCCCCACCCCUCCUCACUACCACUUGAGCUCUGGAUGCUUCUAUAAGAAAAAGAGCUUCCCCUGAUCCACAGUAGCAUCUUUAUUCCUUCCUUCUUUAGGUCAGUACAUCCCAUUGUCCCGAGAAUCAUGGGACAGACCCUGAGGGGCCCUCACAGCGCCCUGCUGGCCCCUUGGCCCUGUGUCCAGCACCUGGGCAGGGGGGUGGGCAGAUCGCAGCUGGGGCAGAACAGAGAUUGGGAGAGGGCCGCCUACUCUCCAAGGUCCUCACUUGGGAAGAAGCGCCAAUGCACGUUUUCCUGAGGUUUUGACCCACUUUGCCAUAAACACCAUUUGCGAAGCCGACGUGCAGGAUUUGACUACAUUUCGAAAGACAGAACUCUAGAUUUUUUUUUUUUCUGAUUCUCUUUCUGCUUUCACUGACCUCUUCAAAUAUUUUGUGAGUGCCUACUAUGUGCUAGGCGCUGGGCAUAGACCAGGCUGCGGGUGACUCCGCACCUGGCUGUGAAGAACUUAGAUUUUUGUGUGCAAAUUCCACUGAAGGGGCCUGUCUUUGGCCUCAUGCCCUCCCCCCUGGUGUCAGCUGGGGGGGGAUGGGCUGGUUCUGCCUUUCUCUGGGCAGAAAGUUUUCCUGCAAAUGAAAGGAUUAGCCUUUUGAUUAUUAUUAUUAUUCUGACAUGGACUGAUGGUACUGAAGCCACACUUCUCUGUGUUCACCAUUCUUUCCUCAGGACACAUCUGUAACCUGAGGGCACUCCCCUCCAGCUCCUUUUGCCACAGUGAUGGCAUGUCCCAAGACAGCUGCAGGCGAGGGGUCCUGAUACCCAGUGGCUCUCCCCAGCUGUCCUCGCCUGGGGAUUUCAGUUUUCCACCAUCCAGGACUGUAGCCAUCAUUCUGUGAGCAGUGGACGGAGUAUAUGCAAAGUCCCCUGGAGUUAGCGCCGUGGAAAAUGUCCAGGGUCAUAGGAAUAACUCCCGUGCCAAGCCCCGGGCAGGUUACCGGUGCUUAAGCACACUCCCUCCCUUCACUUCAUCCUCACAGCCACCCUGUGAGGUGCCUAGGGUCAGCCCCGAUCUGUAGUGAGAAAAUUGAGGGUCAGAGGAUGACGUCCCGUGCCCAGCUUCAUCCAAACAGUGACCAAGCUGAGACUUGAAUCCAGGCUUUUUUUUCUCCCCAGUUACCAUGACUUUUCCUCUGCCAUCUGUGGUGAAAGAUUCAUGGCGUUUCCAGAGAAGCAGGUGACCCUCUCUCCUUUUUUUUUUUUUAUUAAUUUUUCCUCUUUUUUUUUUUUUUUUCUUAACGGAGGUACUGGGGACUGAACCCAGGACCUCGUGCAUGCUAAGCCUGUACUCUACCACUGAGCUACACCCUCCCCGCCCAAUUUUGGUUUUUCCUCCCCUCGCCCCAUGAUCACACAUGUCAGUAGGUCACAGGCCAAACACUGGCCUGAAAAAGGCAGGCAGGGGUGGGUUUUAGUCCUUUGCUUGUGAUGACUGUCUAAUCUUACAACUUAGGGCAGACCUACUGCUAGGGGGAGCACCAGAUCUUUGGAAAAUCGGUUUUAGGACCACCACUUGAUAAAACAGGCCUUUGCUCAAGUUUUUCACUCGGAAUUUCUUUGCCCGUUUGGUGGGGUUAAAUCCUUAUCUGAAGAAGAGAUGUGGGGAGAAGCUGGGCUCCAGCUCGCACCACUCUGAGUGCCCUGCCCCGCCCAGGAGUUGCUCAAGCCCCAUCAGGCUUCUCGCAACCACGGUGUUCGUCCUCCACAGAGCCUCCUCCAACUUCUUGGCCUUAAAACACUUCUGGGCCCACUGGGGAUUCCCUUACCAGGUUGAACAUAGAAAAGCAAAUUUGCCACCUUGCAAGACACAUGCCAGAUCUCCCCAAGGUUUGGAAGGCCCUUGGCUUAAGCUGAGGGACGAACAGUCUAGCAUUUACUCAGCCUGUACCAAGCACACAGCACUGAGUGAGGAAGAAAUUGCUCCUGCCCUCAGCUGCCGACGCGCCAGCACCAAGGAUGGGAACAUUCAGGGCCUGGCUCCCAUCCUUUCGCUGUGUCUGACCCAGGUGUUGGGUCAGGCUGCUCCCGGGAAGUCUUGCCCUCCACUUUGGGCUGUGACGGUGGACACCUGACAGCCUGAGUCAUGCGCGGCAGUCUUGCCCCCUCCUUGGUUGUCCAGGCGCAUCCUUCAGGGCUCUUGCUGCAAACAGCCAUACCGCACCAUAGACCAAAGACUACCUGUUGUCAAACCGUGUGGUCUGCACGAGUGGGGAACUGGCUUGUGCUGAGGCCUGAGGGUACGGGGAGCCCUCCACUAGCCUGGAGGAAGUGCUCCUAACUGGGCUGAGCUUCUCACGCCCAGGUGGACCUCCACCCGUGAAGGUCACAGAGUUAUGAUGGAGUUCAAACCAGGAGGCUCCAUAACCAGUCUGCUCACGGACCCCCUGUGGAGGGCCCCUGCCACCGACUUGACCAUCCAGCCCCGUGGGGCAAUGUCUGGUGCUACCCUGCCAAGUUACCAACCCCCUAUCAUGUUUCAACAGUCCAUCUUCUUUCCUUUUUUUAUCCUCUACUCCAAAGUAGGCCUUCUAAGCUCCAACCAGGGACAAGGGACUCCAACUCUGUUGUCCCUGAAGAGGCCAAACCCAGUGCCGCAGCCAGUAGCCUUCACAUUCAAGUCUUGCAUAAACGUGCAAGAGGAGGUGGGCCCCACCAGGCUUAUUACAGCGAUAAGCAAUUCUAACACGACUAAGGUAACCACGUGUCACCCCAGUGUGUGCCUGUCUGCACCACUGUGCCUACAUAACUGUUAACAAGGCCCCUUUCACUCUCAUGGGGGUGAUAACAAACUGGUCACCUUGGCUGCAACCCACAUUUCCUGCUGCAGGGAGCCACCAAGUAAUGGGCCAUUUCUCACAUCCCUCUGGGAACGGUGGACUCUGAGCACCACCCCAGCACCUCGUGUCUUCUCUAGGGUGAUCCCUGGAUGUCUCAGCACUCCUCAGACCCUUGGCAAGCUGACAGAUUUGGCGAUGUUUUUUGUCUUAAUAGACACACACACAUACACAUACAAGGCUAUAUAAUGUGAGGGGGGAGGGAUGGUGAACAAUGAAUUAGCUGUAGCAUGUAUAGACUAUCCACUUUACCAUUAGACAUCUCUUUUUCUUUUUUUUUUUUUUUUAAAUAAAGUGCUUGACUGGUUUCAAGCUUCAUUGUGAA